AUGACAAACUCCUCCACCAGCUCGGUCAGUGUGGGAAGGCGGUCCGAGACGAUGAGCCUGUUAGCAUCCCUCGAACAGGCUAGCUGUGUGGAGCUAGCGUGUUACCAAGCAGUGCAGUAUAUUUUCGGGACGGCACGAUGACGAACAACAAGAAGUGUUAUAGACUUACUCCACUACAGAAUAUUGACAACCUCGGUGGGAGCUAGGGACGUGUUUCCUUCUGAAAAGCGGCACUGUCCCGACCACCCCGUGUCACUCUUCGGAUGGACUAAAGUAGCGCGGCUGCUUGGGAGUUCUGGAGCGGAUGGGAUUUACUCAGCUAGCCGCGGCUAAUGAUUGAGCAGUCCGACUAGCUUUACGGCUAACCGGUUGCCGUUAGCUGACACAGUUGGUCGAAAUUGCUCAUCUGGUAAUUACUGGGCUCAGAAUAGAGAGGAUCUGCUGGCGAAGCCAUGGCUCCCAGACCAUCAUCGGGAGAACUAUGGGGGAUGCACUUGAUGCCCCCCAGCAUUCUAGUGGACUGCCUUCUGCCAAAUGGCAUGAUUCUCACGUUGGAGUGCCUCCGGGAGGCCACACUUACUACAGUCAAGCAUGAGCUUUUCAAAGAGGCCAGGAAGUACCCUCUCUACCAUCUGCUGCAGGAGGAGAGCUCCUACAUCUUUGUUAGUGUCACCCAGGAAGCAGAGCGGGAGGAGUUUUAUGAUGAGACCAGGAGGUUAUGUGAUCUUAGGCUUUUCCAGGCCUUCCUCAAGGUUAUUGAGCCAGUAGGCAACAGAGAAGAGAAGAUUCUCAACAGAGAGAUAGGUUUUGCUAUUGGUAUGCCUAUAUGUGAGUUUGAUUUGGUGAAAGACCCUGAGGUGCAGGACUUCAGAAGGAACAUUUUAAACGUUUGCAAAGAAGCCGUGGACCUCAGAGACAGCAACGGACCCCACAGCAGAGCAUUGUACGUCUACCCUCCCAAUGUUGAAUCCUCAGCAGAGCUUCCCAGGCACAUCUAUAGCAAGCUAGACAAAGGUCAAAUCAUUGUGGUCAUUUGGGUCAUUGUUUCGCCCACCAAUGACAAACAGAAGUACACCCUGAAGAUCAAUCAUGAUUAUGUACCAGAGCAAGUGAUUGCAGAAGCCAUUCGGAAGAAGACGCGCAGCAUGCUGCUCUCCCAGGAGCAGUUAAAGAUGUGUGUGCAGGAGUAUCAGGGAAAGUACAUCCUCAAAGUCUGCGGCUGUGAUGAGUACUUACUGGAGAAAUACCCUCUGAGUCAGUACAAGUAUGUGCGCAGCUGUAUCAUGCUGGGAAGAAUGCCUAACCUGAUGCUAAUGUCAAAAGACAGCCUGUAUUCCCAACUGCCCAUGGAUUUCUUCACCAUGCCGUCAUAUGCAAGGCGAAUAUCUACAGCAACACCCUACAUGAAUGGGGAAACAGCCACCAAGAAUCUGUGGACUAUCAACGGAACGCUAAGGAUUAAGAUACUGUGCGCCACUUAUGUCAAUGUCAACAUCAGAGACAUUGACAAGAUCUACGUCAGGACUGGGAUAUACCAUGGUGGAGAGCAGCUGUGCGACAAUGUCAACACACUACGUGUGCCGUGCUCAAACCCCAGGUGGAACGAGUGGCUGACUUACGACAUGUACAUUCCAGAAGUCCCCAGAGCUGCCCGACUCUGCCUCUCCAUUUGCUCUGUCAAAGGACGGAAGGGAGCUAAAGAGGAACACUGUCCCCUCGCCUGGGGCAACAUUAACCUGUUUGACUACACCCACACACUAGUAGCAGGGAAGAUGGCUCUCAACCUGUGGCCUGUCCCACAUGGCCUGGAAGACCUGCUCAACCCUAUCGGUGUCACGGGCUCCAACCCUAACAAGGAAACCCCAUGUCUGGAGCUGGAGUUUGACCAUUACAGCUCCGCUGUCAAGUUUCCUGAUAUGUCUACCAUUGAGGAUCAUGCAAACUGGAACAUAUCCAGAGAGCUUGGCUUUAAUUACUGCCACACUGGUUUGAGUAACAGACUGGCACGGGACAACCCCCUGACUGACGGCGACAAUGAGCAGCUACGGCAAGUGUGUAACAGAGACCCGCUUUCUGAAAUCACUGAGCAGGAGAAGGACUUCCUGUGGAGACACAGACAUGACUGCAUCAAUAUGCCAGAGAUCCUUCCCAAGAUCCUCCUGGCUGUGAAGUGGAACUCCAGAGAUGAGGUUGCACAGAUGUAUUGCCUUCUAAAGGACUGGCCUGCUAUCAAACCAGAACAAGCCAUGGAGUUGUUGGAUUGCAACUUCCCCGAUCCUAUGGUCAGAGAGUUUGCUGUGAAGUGCCUUGAGAAAUACCUAACUGAUGACAAACUCUCCCAGUAUCUCAUUCAGCUGGUUCAGGUUCUGAAGUACGAGCAGUACCUUGAUAACCCACUCGCACGGUUCCUGCUGAAAAAGGCGUUAACCAAUCAGAGGAUAGGACAUUUCUUCUUCUGGCAUUUAAAGUCAGAGAUGCACAACAAGACAGUGAGCCAGCGGUUUGGUCUGCUUCUGGAGUCCUACUGCCGGGCCUGUGGCAUGUAUCUGAAGCACUUGAGCAGACAGGUGGAGGCCAUGGAGAAGCUCAUCAAUCUCACUGACCUCCUCAAACAGGAGAAAAAAGAUGAGGCUCAGAAGGUUCAAAUGAAGUUUCUGGUGGAGCAGAUGAAAAGACCUGACUACAUGGAUGCACUGCAAAGCUUCACCUCUCCGCUGAAUCCGGCACAUCAGCUGGGAAACCUCCGCCUGGAGGAAUGCAGGAUGAUGUCGUCAGCAAAGAGACCUCUGUGGCUUAACUGGGAAAACCCAGAUAUGAUGUCGGAGCUGCUCUUUCAGAACAAUGAAAUCAUCUUCAAAAAUGGAGAUGAUCUGAGGCAGGACAUGCUGACGCUACAGAUCAUUAGGAUAAUGGAGAACAUCUGGCAGAACCAAGGCCUUGAUCUCAGGAUGCUGCCCUAUGGCUGUUUGUCUAUCGGCGACUGCGUGGGUUUGAUCGAGGUGGUGAGGAACUCUCACACUAUCAUGCAGAUCCAGUGUAAAGGAGGCCUAAAGGGGGCGCUGCAGUUCAACAGCCACACUCUACAUCAGUGGCUCAAGGAUAAGAACAAGGGAGAGAUGUACGACCAGGCCAUCGAUCUGUUCACACGGUCGUGCGCAGGCUACUGUGUAGCUACAUUUAUCCUGGGCAUAGGAGAUAGGCACAACAGCAACAUCAUGGUUAAAGAUGAUGGGCAGCUGUUCCACAUAGACUUUGGUCACUUCCUUGACCACAAAAAGAAGAAGUUUGGGUACAAGAGGGAGCGCGUCCCCUUUGUGCUCACACAGGACUUUUUGAUUGUUAUUAGCAAAGGAACGCAAGAGUGCACCAAAACGAGGGAGUUUGAAAGAUUCCAGGAGAUGUGCUACAAAGCGUACCUGGCAAUCCGGCAGCACGCCAACCUCUUCAUCAACCUCUUCUCCAUGAUGCUGGGCUCGGGAAUGCCUGAGCUGCAGUCGUUCGACGACAUCGCUUACAUCAGGAAGACCCUGGCCCUGGACAAGUCGGAGCAGGAGGCCCUGGACUACUUCAUGAAGCAGAUGAACGACGCUCACCACGGCGGCUGGACUACCAAGAUGGACUGGAUCUUCCACACGAUUCGCCAGCAUGCCAUGAACUGAGGAAAGAAUGGUGGCAGCAGCAGGACACGAAGAACCACAAGAACAAAAAAAAAUAAGCAAGUUGUUUCCCCUAACACACUAAGGCCUGGUGAAUAUUUCUGCCAGUGCUUGACUCUGAAACUUUGCCUGCCAGCGAGACUCAAAACGAGCACGCUCAGAAGAAAUGCCUAAAUGCUCCUUUUCCUUACAGACGUCUGAAAUUUCUCUCCCUGCAUUAUGAACUUAAGAAGGUGGAGUUAAAUUUCACCUGUUGUCUUCAUAGGAGCUAAGCUAGCGUGGACCUGGACAGUAUUGGCCUUUAUGUGAACCAAGUAUAGACAGGUUACAUUUUAUCUUUUUAUUUUCAAAGCUUCUACAACCAUCAACAUUAAGAGAGGAACUUCAUGAAGUGAUACACGAUGAGCACAGCUAGCUUUUUAUAAAGAGAGAUUGAAACCGAAUUAUUUCAACUACCUAUUUUUGAACUGAUGAAGGCGGGGCCAGGUGAAAAUGGGGCUGUUGUUGCAGCCGGGCAGCUCACCUGCCAGGUACUCUCAGAAUUUUCCAAUAAGAUUAUAUAAACACUGAACAAACCUCAAAGUUUUUUGGGAAAACCUCAACUAAGCAUUUAACACUAUUUGAAGAAAUUGCAAUGAUGACCUAUUUGUAACCUACCCGUGUACAAAUCAUGUCCCGUCAUAUAAGUGACUUUUUGUACAGCAGUAUAUCCAUAUACUUGUAUGCAUUUGGUGCACAUAUUCCUUUUUGAAUCUAUUCUCUACUGAGCCAAAGUACUACAUGCAUAACUCCACUAGUCAGCAGUCUUAUUGUUAAAAACAAACAAACCCCCCUAAAUAAUCACUACUAUUCCAA
This is a messenger RNA of Pundamilia nyererei, 4511 nucleotides long. RefSeq names its product phosphatidylinositol 4,5-bisphosphate 3-kinase catalytic subunit alpha isoform. Gene Ontology annotation, cellular component: plasma membrane; phosphatidylinositol 3-kinase complex, class IA; cytoplasm. Gene Ontology annotation, molecular function: 1-phosphatidylinositol-3-kinase activity; 1-phosphatidylinositol-4-phosphate 3-kinase activity. The transcript has 21 exons. Gene Ontology annotation, biological process: phosphatidylinositol 3-kinase/protein kinase B signal transduction; cell migration; phosphatidylinositol-mediated signaling. The coding region runs from base 453 to 3659 and encodes 1068 amino acids. The record is from RefSeq and is a predicted model, not a curated record. Lineage: Eukaryota; Metazoa; Chordata; Actinopteri; Cichliformes; Cichlidae.